AUGGUGAUGCCAUCAAGAGUCUGUGUUUGCCCACCCGUCACGACCGAACGCCGUCGACAGCGUUUCAUCCUCAUUCAGGGAGUUUCUUGUGAAGGUGUGGGUGAGUGGAUUUUAACACCCAGUCGGGAAGGAUUCCGUUUUCCCAUCGUCGCGAGCGAGCGACCGAAAGGGUAG
This is a messenger RNA of Chondrus crispus (carragheen), 174 nucleotides long. RefSeq lists its product as hypothetical. Bases 1 to 174 code for a protein of 57 amino acids. Lineage: Eukaryota; Rhodophyta; Florideophyceae; Gigartinales; Gigartinaceae. The record is from RefSeq and is a predicted model, not a curated record. The transcript has a single exon.